UAGUUUUUUUCUCAUGCUACUACAAAACACCUACGCCUUUAGAACAUAAAUUGGAACUCCUAGAUUCUGCACCGACAAAUAAAUAUCACAUUCACCACUCCUUUCUUUCAUUCAUUUCAUUCUUUUUCUUUAAUUCUAAAGGAAUCAAUGCAAAUACAGUACCCCCUCUACCUCCUCUCUAUACCCUCAGUUUUCAUGUAAUCCCACAAAGUUAAAUUUCCUACACCUCUUCAUGGGAAAGAAGAGCGGUACCUCAUGGUUCACAAUAGUGAAAAGAGCAUUUAGGUCUCCAACUAAAGAGAAUGAGAAAAAGAGUAGCAGAAGAAGAGAAGAACACGACCAACAAGAGGAAGAAAAGAUGAGAGAGAAACGAAGAUGGCUUUUCAGAAAGCUCAAUGGCAAUCACGUUCAACAAUGUGAAGCAAACACCACGGUAAGUCCUAUAUCGGAUGGUGAGCAGAGGCGUGCAAUUAGAGGGGCAGCAGCCGCAGCAGCAACAGCCCAAGCAGCAGUGCAGAUGAAUAGGCUCACUAGGCCUUCCAGUUUCGUUAGAGAACAGUGGGCUGCUGUGGUCAUUCAAACAGCUUUUAGAGGCUACCUAGCAAGGAGAGCUCUAGGAGCACUUAAAGGGCUAGUUAAGCUUCAAGCUUUAGUGAGAGGACAUAAUGUUAGAAAGCAAGCAAAAUUAACACUAAAGUGCAUGCAAGCUUUGGUUCGAGUUCAAGAUCGUGUCUGCGACCAACGUGCAAGACUUUCACAUGAAGGGAGCAGAAAGUCCAUGUUUGUUGAAACCAAUGGCCUAUGGGAAUCUAGAUAUCUCCAAGACAUCCGCAAGAGGAGGUCUACCUCAAGAGAUUUAACCUCCAUUCAAGAUGAUUGUGAUGACCACCUACAUACAAGUGAGGAGAUUGAGGUCAUGCUGCAAAGUAAAAAGGAAGCUGCUUUGAAACGCCAAAAAGCUCUUGCUUACGCUUUCUCUAGCAAGAUAUGGACUUCUCGAAGAAGCCCGUCAGCAGGGGACGAGAAGGAGCUAGAAGAAGGAACAAGAUGGUUUGACCGCUCGAUGGCUACGAAGCAAAUGGAGAGCAGUAGCAGAAUAUCAGCUGAUAGAAGGGAAGAUAUAAAAACUGUAGAAAUUGACCCUUCUAGGCCUUGCUCUUAUUCUACUCCAACUGCUGCUCGAAGAUCACAAUCUCAAAAUCACCAACAAAAACAGACUUCCCCUCUUCUUAGAGCACAUCAUAAUAUCCAUUUCCACCAAUCACCCAUCACCCCAUCUCCCUGCAAAACCAAACCCCUUCAAGUCCGUUCUGCAAGCCCUCGAUGUGCAAAAGAGGAAAAAUGCUACUCAGCAGCACUUACACCAAGCCUAGGCUCCAGAUACCGCUAUGGAAUGUGCGCAAGUGGGGUUACUGCCACUGCUGCAAUGCCAAACUAUAUGGCAGCCACUCAAUCUGCAAAGGCUCGGGCAAGGUCCCAGAGCGCACCGAGGCACAGGCCAUCCACGCCUGAUAGAGAACGCGGUGGAACAGCAAAGAAACGCCUGUCAUAUCCAGCUCCUGAGCCUCAUUGUGGCAUUAGAAUUGAUUAUAGUAGCUUUAGCCAGAACCUGAGAAGCCCCAGCUUUAAGAGUGUGCAAGGUGGAUGUUUUGGAAUGGAGCACCGGUCAAACUACUCUACAUGCUACACUGAGAGCAUUGGUGGUGGGGAAAUAUCUCCCUGUUCAACUACUGAUCUAAGGUGGUUAAAGUAGGCAAAUUUUAUUGGAUAUGAAUAUAUUAAACAAACUGGUUAACUAGAAUCAUUAUUGUUUUUAUCUAUGACUAUUUUUAUUUAUUUAUUUAUUUUUGCUUUUUCCUCUAUUGUCAUAACAGUAUGAUGACCCAAAUUCAAUGGGGAAUUACUUGUGCAAUUAACGAUGAAUAAGCUGAAGGGGAGAGCGAAAAAGGGUCUUGCAUUUGUUCUUGCCAUGUCAAAUAGUCCUAAUUAAUACUUUUAGGAUUUUUUUUGUAGUAACUACCUAAGAUUCCAGAUCAAGGCAUGGAGGGAUUUUUUUGGCUAUUGCAUGCUUAU
Messenger RNA from Hevea brasiliensis (rubber tree), 2073 nucleotides. Its product is annotated as protein IQ-DOMAIN 17-like. Gene Ontology annotation, molecular function: protein binding. Bases 233 to 1753 code for a protein of 506 amino acids. The transcript has 5 exons. Lineage: Eukaryota; Viridiplantae; Streptophyta; Magnoliopsida; Malpighiales; Euphorbiaceae. The record is from RefSeq and is a predicted model, not a curated record.